Molecule: messenger RNA, 1105 nt
Organism: Trematomus bernacchii (emerald rockcod)
Lineage: Eukaryota; Metazoa; Chordata; Actinopteri; Perciformes; Nototheniidae
Gene: cabp2a
Product: calcium binding protein 2a
Exons: 8
Coding region: 63-977 (304 amino acids)
Molecular function (GO): calcium ion binding
Source: RefSeq, a predicted model, not a curated record
GUGACAGGAGGAGAGACAGAGAGAAAGGGGACGUCUCUGUGCAUGCAAGCUGGACUGAAAAGAUGACCGACGCCAAAAGCGUAUCGUCCACGGAGGUGCCAGAGGGGAAGUUAAUAAAGAAGGGUUCCAUCAAGAAGAAGAUCGAAUCAUUAAGGCGAUGGAGUUCGGCUAGCUUAAAGAGGCCUCCAAGGCCCAAGGCCAAGACCCUGAGUCUAUCUUCCCCAGUGGGGGACCCUGAAGAACUCUGGCUGCAAGAGGGAGACAGGAGAAAGCUUCGACCCAUUGUCGACUCAGUCUUCGGACAGGGGGAGUCGUCUGUAGAACGAAGCGGCGCCCCGUUGGCUGCUGCCAUGCUGGGGGGCAUGGGGGGUGCAGGUGAGCUUGACACGGAUGACGAAGACGAAGGAGCGAGCGAGCGGGACUUCGACGAGCCCCUGUGCGCGCUGGUUCAGAACUGCAACAUGCUGCACCACCUAGUGGGGCCUGCUUGUAUCUUCCUCAGACAGAGCUUUGCACAGAGCCAGAUUGACAGAGAUCUACGACCAGAGGAAAUGGAAGAACUGCGUGAGGCAUUCAGGGAGUUUGACAAAGACAAGGACGGCUUCAUCAGCUGUAAGGACCUCGGCGAAUGCAUGAGGACUAUGGGAUACAUGCCGACAGAGAUGGAACUGAUCGAACUCAGCCAGCAGAUCUGUGGCGGCAGAGUGGACUUCGAAGACUUUGUGGAACUGAUGGGUCCUAAAAUGCUCGCUGAGACAGCAGACAUGAUUGGAGUCAAGGAGCUGAGGGAUGCCUUCAAAGAGUUUGACUCUGAUGGUGAUGGUCAGAUCAGCCUCGGAGAGCUGAGGGAAGCCAUGAAAAAGCUAAUGGGGGAGCAGCUGAACCACCGCGAGAUAGACGAGAUCCUGCGAGAUGUUGACCUCAAUGGGGACGGAGAGGUGGACUUCGAAGAGUUUGUGCGAAUGAUGUCUCGCUGACUCUUCACCAAACUAUUGCGCUACUGCACCAACAUGGACCGGACUGCACACCGUUUAAUUCUUCAUGAUGUACAAUAAUCUUAUUGGUGUUUGUAGUUUUCCGUUAAUUCAACAUCUCUCAAGUAUAA